Messenger RNA from Striga hermonthica, 506 nucleotides. NCBI's taxonomy places the organism in Eukaryota, Viridiplantae, Streptophyta, Magnoliopsida, Lamiales, Orobanchaceae. The record is from the annotation of a GenBank genome assembly.
AAAAGCCAAAGGUCGUGUUAUCCACCUUCACCGGUGCAGAUCCCGAUGCAUGGCUCAACCAGGCUGUCCAAUAUUUUGAGCUGAAUGAGAUCGAAGGAAACGAUCGGGUAAAGUACGCUGCUUACUAUCUUGAUGGAGAAGCCAACGUGUGGUGGCAGUGGCUUACAAGCGUCUACCGUGGCCGACGACAAGUCAUCAGGUGGAACGACUUCGAGCGUGAGUUACUUACACGUUUCGGAACAUCCGACUACCACAACUACAAUGAGGCGUUAUCACGCAUACGGCAGACAGGAAGCUUGCGCGACUAUCUAAAGGAGUUCGAGCAAUUGGCAUGUCGCGUACGAGGCUGGCUCGAAACCGCGUUGGUGGGAGCAUUUAUUGGAGGGCUGAAGUUCGACCUAGCUGCAGAGGUGCGGUUAGAGCGGCCCGAAUCGAUGCAUGCGGCUAUGGAGGUUGCUCGACGCCGAGAUGACCACCUCACCGCCACUCGAAGGGGACGGACGGAC